UAAUCACUUCCCGAACACCCAGCUACCAGUCAGCAGUGGAACGAUCAUCGCAUAGCAAGGUAGGGAGUCUCUGGAGGUCUCUUGAUGUCUCAUGCUCUCUGGCAGGAUUGCUCUUAACCACCUUGUGCCUGAUGGCCCAAUGAACUGUGUCCACCCGGAACGGGCGGCCAAUGCGACAUCUUUUAUUCCUGUGUCCCUGCGUGAUCGGGGUCGCCUUCCAUCUCUGGCUGUUUAACUUCUCAGGUUUAUUUUCUUGGUUUCUUGUAUGGAGUCCACAUAGUUAUGAUAUUGUUGUGGGUGUGUUAUCAGCUCGACAUAAUCAUGAACUGCGAAAUGUCAUACGACACACAUGGCUUCAGCACUUAAAUCAUCAUUCAUCAUUAAGUCAACGUGUCCUUGUUAAAUUCAUAAUAGGAUCUCAUGGGUGUGACAUACCUGUAGAAGAUAGAGAAGAUCCUUAUUCCUGCAAACUCCUAAACAUCACAAACCCAACACUGAAACAGGAAAUUGAAUCAUUUAGUAUCCCAGAUAGCGCUGCUGUAAUCACAGAACACCAUGUUGUCAAUGUAAACUUCCGUGUCCUGUACCCAGUGGUAAUUACCAGAUUGGGGGUUUUUCAGCAUGACAGUGCUGCAGGAUUCCAGAGAAAUAUAACUGUCAAACUUUUCCAAACCGAACAUGAGGAAGCACUCUUUAGUGCCCGUUUUAGUCCUGCUAGUUCUGGUGUACAAGUAAACGGAAUAUGGUACAAACCUGUGGAACAGUUCAUAUUACCGGAGGGCUUUGAAGGGACUGUAGUAUGGGAGAGCCAUGACCCAGAAGGUCUACUUUCAGGAAAUGUGCACCAUGUUAUUGUAAAUGAUGGAGGUGGGAUAUUUAGACUUACAACAGUUAAAGAGGGUUUGUUGCCUUAUGAAUUUACAGAAGGUGUCGAGGGCAUUGCAGGAGGAUUUACCUAUACUAUUCAUGAGGGUGAGACACUUUUAAAUACUCUAGAGACACGCCCAGAAAGAAUACAGAAUCAUUUAGCUGCACUAGAAAAAGAAGAUGCCUUAUUACAGGAGGAAAGCACAACUUUUCAAGAUAUUGUUUUUGUCAACGUUGUUGACACGUACAGAAAUGUUCCUUCUAAGCUACUAAAUUUCUAUCGAUGGACUGUACAAUUAACAAGAUUUGAGUUUUUGCUGAAGACUGAUGAUGACUGCUUCAUUGACAUUGACAAUGUGUUAAAGAUGGUUGCUCAAAAGGAGCUACAGAAGGAAAAUGCUUGGUGGGGAAAUUUUAGGUUAAAUUGGGCCGUUGAUCGGACUGGAAAAUGGCAGGAAUUGGAAUAUCUUAGUCCAGCCUACCCUGCAUUUGCCUGUGGUUCUGGGUACAUUAUUUCAAAUGAUAUUGUCCAGUGGCUUGCAGUCAAUUCUCAACGACUGAAAACUUACCAGCCUCUGUCCCUCUCCAGUCUUGCUCCACCUCACUCCCUUUGCGACUCUCCGAUCUCACUUCACCUGCUGCUCCCAACAUCCAUCCAUCAAUCAAUCUCCAGUCUCACUCCUUCUGCUCCUCCUCCCCUUGUUCUUUCUCUGGUCUUGCUUCGUCUGUUGCCCCUACAUGGAAACCAAUUAAGGAAAUCAUCAGCAAUCUCCUAAGCACAUGGAUUGCAGCUCCUCCCGGUAUGUUCAUUACCCAUUCAAACAGGCUCUAUUUACUCCUCCAUCCUGGCUGCAUAUCUAGCUCAGAUCUCCCCCUAUUACGUAACUUAGCCUAGAUGGUGACAAGGAGGCAGUCUGUGGGGAUCUCUCAUAAAUCCUACAGUAUCUUUAACACGUGUGGAGUCCAGGGUGUAGGAUGGCAUGGACAUCACAUGAGGUUGCAAAAAGGAGUCAAAAAAGGAGGGAAACUGGUUGAUAGAGAGAACCUACCGCUGAGAUGAUCGGUCUAAUAGGAGGUGCUGAUUGGGAUUUGUGGAUCUUCGGUAGCGUAUAUAGGAUUGGAGUCUGUGGGUAUUCAGUGGUCAUGUAGUUAUAGGUGUCAUUGUUAAUCCAUCCCGCACUGUGUGCCAUAAGUAUACAACAGUCCAGUUCACAUUUGAACUUUAAAGUAGGGUCACAUGUGAGAGGUUAGUAAAUAGAUGAGUCAGAAAGCUGUGAAAGAAUUUCAUCACGGUAAAAUUUGUAAUCCAGUAACACGAUUGUGCCACCUUUUGUCUUUUGUUAUUUUUAAAACACCCAAUAGCCCCGGGCUCCGCUUUACAGAGAUUAGGAAACCCCUGAGUAUUUUGGGUAAUUUUUGCGGCUUCCUUGUUCAGUACCUUGGUAAAAGUACGAAUGGCAGAUGGUGUAUUGUUCGGGUCCAAGUAGCUUUUGGCCCUAAAACGGGGAGCAGUCUUGGAUACAGUGUCACAAAAGUUUUUUUGUUUUUUUUUUGGUAUCGGUGUAUAUCGAUAAGGAAGUUGAAGGUGUCAGGUUUCUGGUGAGGUACAAAGGUAAGACCCUUGUUUAGUAGUGAAACCUCACCAGACGUGAGCACAUGGUGGCUCAAGUUAAAAAUUGCAUUCUCCUGGCUCAGUGUGGUUUGCCUUUUACGUUUGUGCCCACCCCGUCUGGUAUGUCUGCGCUGUCUUUCCCUGACCAGUCAACCGACUCAGACUCUGGUUCCACACUCCAAGAAAGAUACGGACAAAGGGAAAGACUGCGCAGGCAUACCAGUAACGUAAAAAGCAAACCACCCGAGCCAGGAGAAUGUGAUUUUUAACUUGAGCCACCAUGUAUUGUUCAUGGCUAUGAUCUCCCCAAGUAUUUUUCAUGCCUGUAAAAAGAUGUACUUCACACCUCAGACCUAGACUGUAAGUGACUGCAUUGUUCACCUCAUCAAACCUCAGACAAGCUGCUAGAGUAUUUAUGAACACAACUGUACAUAUCAUACUAUGCUCCCUGCAUGUUUGCCAUACUCUGGCUGUCCUACACUGCCUGUGUGCCAUACUUUAUGGUGUAUGGCUGAGAUUCUAGAUAUGUUUAUAACACAACAUUAUUUCACAGCUCAUCUCUGACCCCAUUAUAAACAACUGUGCAGGGGGAGGGUUAAACAUAUUAAUGGAACGGAUGUCACAUUGUUACUGCAAUCCCCAUAAUUCAUUGCAAAUGGCAGGCUACUGAUUGGCGUGAUUAGCUCCUCCAGGGGGAUGCAGAUCUUAAGUCAUGCCAGGGGGAGGACUUUGUCAGGAAGUAGGAACAUUCUGGGAGCUGACAAUGAUGACACUUUGUCAAUGCUGCUUUUCAGUUUGUCUGCAUGGGAUUAGCAAAAGAUUAGUUAAGGAUGCAGAGGUGAGAUAAAGCUAUCGUUUCAUUAUGUAAUAGGUUUAACUCUGAAAAAAACACUAUUACUUUUUUAUUGUUAACUUUACUGUGUAAUACUUUAUAUAUCUCAUGACAGUUCUCCUUUAAAUGAGGUUGUUGAUGCCUCGUGGAUCAGCAAGUUACAGGAUAUGUAAACCAUGAAAACAAAUGAAUGUAAUUUAUUUUGCUCUUCUAACCACUUUUACCAUGUAGGAAACUCAAUGUCUUGUAGUAAAGAUCUUUUUC
Messenger RNA from Xenopus laevis (African clawed frog), 3575 nucleotides. RefSeq names its product beta-1,3-N-acetylgalactosaminyltransferase 2 L homeolog (gene b3galnt2.L). The transcript has 11 exons. The record is from RefSeq and is a predicted model, not a curated record. Gene Ontology annotation, cellular component: Golgi membrane; membrane; endoplasmic reticulum. Bases 171 to 1643 code for a protein of 490 amino acids. Gene Ontology annotation, molecular function: UDP-glycosyltransferase activity; hexosyltransferase activity; glycosyltransferase activity. Gene Ontology annotation, biological process: glycoprotein biosynthetic process; protein O-linked glycosylation. Lineage: Eukaryota; Metazoa; Chordata; Amphibia; Anura; Pipidae.